UUGUUGUAGCGUAGGCUACCGAGUUGCCAAGAUUAACAGAGUCAAAUUCUUUGCUGAUGUGAGCUAUUCGUUCAAAGAGACCUAAAAUGAGCCACAAGAACGGAAUACAAGCCAGUCUUCCCAGCAUAAUAGCACCCGCCUUGCCCAACACUAUGAGUCUUAAGUUCGGAUCCCCGGCCCGAAAAACAAGUGCUGCUUCAGAUGGAGGUUCGCCAGGCGGAAGCAAAAAGACUUCUCAUACAGACAAAAACGGCAACAUAGACAAAUCAAGAAACGGGUUACAAAUGUUACUGAUGGGGCACGAAUGUGAACUUGGAGAGGACUACCCAGCAUAUAAACGCCAAUCUAGCGAGGGAGAGAAAAACAAUGGCUUUGAUGUGCUUUACCAUAACAUGAAACACGGCCAAAUUUCUGUCAAAUCAUUGCAAGAUCUAUUUAGGGAAAGUGCCACAACAGAAGAUGUUUACGCCAAACACCUCACCAAGUUAGCAAAGCAAGCAGCCAACUCCAGCCCAUUAGGAUCUUUUGCCCCAAUGUUUGAAGUGGUAAAAGUAAUGUCGGAGAAAUUAUCCAGCUGUCACAUGGACUGUGUUCAUAAACUGCAUGAAAUUAUUAAAGAACUUGCAAAGUAUUUGGAAGAACAGAAGAAUAAACAUAAACAAGUUAAAGAUGAACUAAGUGGUACAGCAGAUGCGUUACAUAUCAUACAAACAACAACCGCUGCUGUGAAUAAAAGCAAAGAGAAAUAUCAUCAGCUUUGUAUGGAGACUGAACGGUUAAGAAGAGCUUCUGCACCAAAUAAAGAGAUAGAAAAGGCUGAAAACAAAGUAAAGAAAUCUGCUGAAGAAUAUCGAGCUAUCGUUGCUAAAUACGCAACAGUAAGAAGCGACUUUGAGCAAAAAAUGACCGACAGUGCCAAGAGAUUUCAAGAAAUAGAAGAGGCCCACCUCCGCCAUAUGAAGGGGGUUUUGGAUAAUUACAUUCUCUCAUUUGAAAACGCAAAUGUAUUGAUUAACCAGGUACAUCAGGAGUUUAGAAGGCAAGUUGACGAGAAAACUAUCGCCUCGCUUAUAAAACAAUACAGUGACACUAAAGGCACUGGAACUGAGAAGCCAGGUUUAAUGGUUUUUGAGGAGUGGGAUCCGACCACAUUGGUUUCGAUUGAAACGAGCAGCACAAACGGAACUCUUCAUGAAGAAACACAGAACCCUGCUCCUGCAAAAACCAGAAGACCGAUGGCUCUUCCGUUCCGGAGGAAAAAGCAAAGGAAGAGUCAGAAGGACAUGAUGAACGGAUCAAACACAAGCAAGGAUACUGGCACCGAUAAAGAUGGAGAAUCAAUAGAGUCACCAGACAAGGAUCCUAGCGUUAAAAUUGAUGAAGAAGGAUAUACAAUACGACCAGAAACACCUAAGGGGUCUAAAAAUAGUUGGGGAAUGGAAUCCAGCGGGAGUUCUGACUCUGAUUCAGAUGAUUAUGUGUCGCGGAAAAUCCACGUCAAGAUUAACCCCAAAGAUGUGACAAGAACAGAAAGUGGUAACAACCUUGAUACACUAAACGCCAUCACUCGUAACCUUACAUUGAACUCACCAACUCCUGUGCGGAACACUUAUAUUUACCAUAGUCCGGGUGGAAAACGUCUUUCACGACGAAGAUCUGAAAGGACCAACCGCAUAAAAAACACUCUCUCUCCUCCAACUCGUACUUUCUCACAGUCAAGCAAGUCUAGAAGCGUCCCCAGCACCCCAGUUUCAUCCCUAGUUACCCCUACAUCCCCCAUGCCCAAAACAACCUCCGAAAACCCCUCUUCUUUUACUCCGGAGGAUCAAUCUUCAGAAAAAAGAAAAGCUCCUGUACCUCCAUCUUCUCCACCCCCAGGAGCUGUAAAAGUCCUCCCAACAAUCCCGUCUUCGAAAAAAUCCCAAGAACCCCAACAUCCAGUCCCUGCUCCGAGAAGAUCAUCUUCAAAGCAUCUCCAACCAGCAGAAAACCGUUUCUCGACUGCAUUUGUUCCAUUUACCCCUCCUACCCACUCAGGGUCCCCCAAACACAUCCCAGCAAUUAAACCAAGACAACAGUUCAGAAACAGAGCGUUUGUAUCUGACUCCGACUCACAGGAUGAUAUUUCUGCUCGAUCACGCUUGAGUCGCUCUUUAGAUCGUCUUGAUGAGGAAACAGGAGUAGAAGAAACUGGAAGCCCGUUUAAGAAGAAAUCUUUCAUCUCAUCCAAACCUUUAAAAAACUCGCAAGAACCUACCACCCCACCAGAAAAAGUAACUUUGCGUAAACUCGUAGCCAGCUCACAAUUCCGACCAAAAUCUGACCCCACCCUUGACGCAACUACCCAAACCCAUGACCCGAAUUCUUCACCCUCUACAAAGUGGGUAAAUUUUGACGAGGCAUUUUCGAGCACUUCCCCCACCUCUGAGGGUCCCCCGCCAUUACCGAUCCCAAAACGGAAGACUUUGAAUUACAACUCAAAAAAGAACAAAGAUUCCCCUGCAGCCGAUAAACAAGAAAAAUCCAUGAGCGAUGAACUUCUCGAGCUCUUCGGAGGCGGUUCCAUGUCUUCUGCUCCUCCACCUCCAAGGAAGAACAGCAGCAAAGCUGACUCCAUAUUAGAAUUAUAUUCCACCAAACCUGACUCCCCAGCUACAGCAGCCAAGAAAGAUCAUCUCACCCCAACUCCAAUACCACAGUCUUCUUCAAAUGUAUCGCUCAAUAAUCUCUUCAUAAUGCCAGAGAAAGAUGCAGAAAUAGUAACUUCUUCACCAGCCACAAGCAACCAUAACAGUGACCAUCUUUCCCCAUCUCACAACUCUGUUGAUUCCAUUGAACUAAACACGCCAGAACAAACUGAGAGACCACGAAAUCUAUCCCUUACUACAGCAUGGGAUGACCUUGGAAAAGCUAACAACUCUAGUCAUUCUGCUCCUCUCGCAUCCUCUGAGAGUUGGUCCUCUCUCUCCUCCAUUGGAGGAACACCCAUGGAUAGUUUCGCUUCUUCCCGAGGUCCGAGUCCCCUCACACUAAUGCAUGGAGAUCCAAUUCCAAUUGCCGUUGCGUUUACUGAGACAGUGAAUGCUUAUUUCAAGGGGUCUGAUGAGACAAGGUGUAUGGUGAAAAUAACCGGUGAAGUUCAAAUGUCAUUCCCAGCUGGCAUAGUUCGGGCUUUCACCUCCAACCCUAACCCUGCAACUCUAAGUUUUAAAGUAAAAGGAGUUUCGAACAUAAAGGAUUUCGCUCCCAACGCGAACCUUAUAUUUGCAGACGGAUCCGAAUUAUCAGCAGAAUCCCGUUCCUUCUUUUUUAACAUGUCAGCAUUGGUAAACCAUGUGAAGAAAAUGACAGAAGCGAAUCCCAACUCCCCAUAUUACAACAUUCAAGUCAUGUCGUACCAAUUAACCCCAGCAUCAGGUUAUGACAUGGUGCCGUUACAUGUAACCAGUUCAUGGAAAUGUGAGAAAGAUUCAACUGAUGUUAUUGUCGAUUAUAAGUACAACACAAAACUUCAUUUACCGCCAUUAAAGAAUGUACAGAUCAUAGUUCCUGUUGAUGGUGGUGUAACUAGUGUUCAAUCUGUUCCAACAGCUAACUGGAUGAGUGCUCAAAACCGACUCUCGUGGAAAAUGCCUGUUCCUGUAAGCAGCAUGAGUGCUCCUACCCAUUUAAAAAGCAAGCUCUCGCUUUCAAAUGGACCAAGCAGGGCAUCUGCAUUAGCUGUUCAGUUUAUGUCUGAUGGAGCAACUUUAACUGGAGCGGAUUUUGAGUUAACUGGAGCAGGGUAUCGGCUCUCUUUGGUCAAAAGAAAAUUCGUAUCAGGCAAGUACUUAUCCGAUGGAAGUUAGAAUCCUUUUCAACCGCCAUCAAUUUUCUGUUUUUCAUUCCUGUUCUUUUUCGACGACCACAUGCGUUCCAAUCCCCUCCUCUACCCUGGCACUUGUACGCACGCAGUAUUUUCACCGCAGCACUUUAACUCUCAAAUUAUCAACGGCGCAUAUGAAGUUGCAACACAAGCAAACAACCAGACUCGAAAUACGUAUUUUUAUCUUGGCGACCCAAGGCAUUUCGGCCUGAAUUGAUUUUAACCCGAAUUGUAACGUACAUUCGAUCGCCAAAGUGCAAUAUUCCCUUCUCGUCAAUGAAAUGUCUACUUAUCGCUGGGGAAUUGGUUACAACACCUCUCAAAAUUGUAGGUGCUGAUACAGUCUGCACCAUUGUAGCUGCUUUCUUCACACUGCCAUAUGCAGCUUGGAAAAUUAGGUGUGAUUCGUCUCAACCAAAGAACUGCUGGUGUUUUCUCCUACAAAGCAUUCACCAGACACCUGUGUUCGUUUUUCAUGAACCCCUGUUUGCAAUUGAAUAUAAUUUUACUGAGCUAAUAUUUUCCUUUAAUCUUCCAUUUCCCACGAUUUGUCGAAUGCAAUUUCAAGUACAAUUUAGUCUCCGCUUACCCCAUACAUGGCCACCGUAUUACCUCUGCUUAAUUUUUCAAGCGAGGUGUAAUUCGUUAAGCCGAUGUUGCAUGGUUUUGAGAGUAGUCGUUCUUCUUAUUAAUUUUAUAGGCAUCGAUAUUAUAAAGUUUCUCAUUGUGUUUUGCCUUGUAAUAUAAAUAUAAGCCUAUAGAUUCA
This is a messenger RNA of Ciona intestinalis (vase tunicate), 4631 nucleotides long. The record is from RefSeq and is a predicted model, not a curated record. NCBI's taxonomy places the organism in Eukaryota, Metazoa, Chordata, Ascidiacea, Phlebobranchia, Cionidae.